GGGGCUAUAUUUAUUUUAUUUUUCAAUUUUCACCCAAAAAAAUACAAAAUAAGAAUUAAGAAACUGGAAAAUAUUAUCUGAUCUGAUGAUAUGAAUUAUGAUUAUGAUAUACCUUCAUAAUUGAAAGCUAUUUUGGAUUUUGGGUUUUUUUUUCUUACUUUGUUUAGAAAUUAGAAUUUUCUCAUUUUUAACACUCCGCGGUCUUCUCUCUGCUUUGUCUUCCUCCUUUCUCUCGUUGGUUCUCUCGCUCGGUCACUCUGCUCGAUUGAUCGAUCGAUCGGUCGUUCGUUACGAAUUCAUGAAUUGAGUGUCGGAUUCCCUCCUCGAUUGUUCGGUUGGGUUGCAUUUCCGGCAAUCUGCUACAGAUGGUGUCGGUGUUUCCGUUUCUCGGUGGUCGGAUUUCUCGUCGUUUUGAUUUAAAUACGAAGAAGAUCUAGGAUUAGGGUUUGUAAUAAUAGAGAGGAGAAAUGUUUAACAAAAUCAUAAAGCGUGGCCAUCGAAAGGUCCCCAAGUCUGAUACCAAUGAGGUAUUUGGUCGGAAGUCUGGAUCGAACAUUACCGUAAAUCAUGCUUCUCGAACUACCGUUGCGUCUUCUGUUGCCAAUUCUCAGCAACCGGCAGGAGGUGCUGCAAAUACUGGUGCCGGGCCAGAGCGGAGCAAUCUCCACGCCGCAGUCAUGGAGAUACUUCCGGUCUUCAAAGAUGUUCCCGUAUCUGAACGCCAGAAUUUGUUUAUACGCAAGCUGAAGAUUUGUUGCAUCCUCUUUGAUUUCUCUGAUACUUUAAAAUCAGUUCGGGAGAAGGAGAUGAAGCGUCAGACACUAAUUGAGCUUGUAGAAUUCAUGCAAUCAGGUUCUGGCAAGAUUACUGAGGCGGUUCAGGAAGAAUUGAUUAGGAUGGUUUCCGUCAAUAUUUUUCGUUGCCUACCUCCAGCUGCAUAUGAGAACACCGGAGCUGAAAAUCAAGAUCCAGAAGAAGAGGAACCUUAUCUCGAGCCUUCGUGGCCUCACUUGCAGAUUGUGUACGAGCUGCUUCUUAGGUAUGUUGUGUCGUCCGAAACUGAUACUAAGAUUGCAAAGCGAUACAUAGAUCAUUCCUUUGUUUUGAAACUCUUGGAUCUGUUUGAUUCUGAGGAUCCCCGUGAGCGGGAGUACUUGAAAACCAUUCUUCAUCGAAUUUAUGGGAAGUUCAUGGUGCACCGCCCAUUUAUAAGGAAAGCAAUAAACAAUAUCUUUUACCGCUUUAUUUUCGAGACAGAGAGACAUAGUGGAAUUGGCGAGCUAUUGGAGAUUCUUGGAAGCAUAAUAAAUGGAUUUGCCCUGCCAAUGAAGGAGGAACAUAAGCUGUUCCUUGUUCGGGCCCUUAUCCCACUCCACAAGCCUAAACAAGUUUCCUUGUAUCACCAGCAGCUGUCAUACUGCAUUACACAGUUUGUUGAAAAGGAUUACAAACUAGCAGAUACCGUUAUAAGGGGUCUGCUGAAGUACUGGCCGGUCACCAACUGCCAAAAGGAGGUCCUCUUUCUUGGAGAACUAGAAGAGGUGUUGGAGUUUACACAACUUGCAGAGUUCCAGCGUUGCAUGGUUCCUCUUUUUAGACAGAUUGGACGCUGCCUCAAUAGCUCUCAUUUCCAGGUGGCAGAAAGAGCCCUCUUCUUGUGGAACAAUGAGCACAUUGUGAGCUUGAUUGCCCAGAACCGGAGUGCGAUAUUCCCAAUUAUCUUUGAGGCGCUAGAGAAGAACAUGGAGAGCCAUUGGAACCCGGCAGUCCAUGGGCUUACAGCAAACGUGAAGAAGAUGUUUCUGGAGAUGGACAACGAGCUGUUUGAACAAUGCGAGAGGCAGUACAUUGAGAAAUCGGCAAAUGCCAAAGGCUUGGAAGAGCAGCGAGAAUUGUUAUGGAAGAGACUAGAAGCUGUUGCAGCAAAGUCUGGGGGAGAGGAUAUGGUUUUGGUUAGCUGAUUAACUUUAGUAGGGUGAACUGAAUCCCCAUCCAUCUAGUAGGUGAUUGAUGGACGGAUAAUGUUCACCUCAUUCCAUUCUAGUCGGGUUUUUAAUUUUUAUUCUCUUUUUGGGGGUCUCGCUUUGGAAUAUCAAGAAAGUGGGAGUUAGUGUAAUUUAAAAUUGUAUCAAAAUAUGUGGAUAAUGUGCUGGAGGAUUAUGAAUGCUUGUGAAGAUUUCCACUAAAUUUUUCUCCAAAUGGAAGUAUCAAAAUUAUAUUCUUUUUA
Messenger RNA from Nelumbo nucifera (sacred lotus), 2227 nucleotides. RefSeq names its product serine/threonine protein phosphatase 2A 57 kDa regulatory subunit B' beta isoform. The record is from RefSeq and is a predicted model, not a curated record. Gene Ontology annotation, biological process: signal transduction. Gene Ontology annotation, molecular function: protein phosphatase regulator activity. NCBI's taxonomy places the organism in Eukaryota, Viridiplantae, Streptophyta, Magnoliopsida, Proteales, Nelumbonaceae. Gene Ontology annotation, cellular component: protein phosphatase type 2A complex.